Molecule: messenger RNA, 2587 nt
Organism: Oryza brachyantha (malo sina)
Lineage: Eukaryota; Viridiplantae; Streptophyta; Magnoliopsida; Poales; Poaceae
Exons: 13
Coding region: 146-2398 (750 amino acids)
Source: RefSeq, a predicted model, not a curated record
AGCACAUGAUUUCCCCACUAAAACCACGCCAAAAUUAUCAGCUGCCAUUCCCACGCCUCGCCCUCCCUCCUCCUCCGGCGCUCCGGCCAGGCUAGGCUAGGCUACGGUGAGCGAGCGAGCGAGCUAGCCCCACCCCAGCUCAGCCAUGGAGGAGGACUUCGCGCGGGCGGUGGAGGACGGCCUCAAGCUGUCCAAGCGCCUCGUCCUCCCGGGGGGCGGCGCGCCCUCGCCGCGGCCCCUCGCUCCGAUGGACCGGUCCCUCGACGUCACGUCGCUGCUGCCGUCGGCGCCGAUGGCGUACGCCGUCGUGGUCGACCCGGCCGCGGUCGACAGCCCCGACGUGCCCAGCUACCAGCCCCACGUCUACGGCCGCCUCGACCCGCCCGCGCUCAUCCCGCUCCACGUGCGGGAGGUCGACCUCGCCGUCGACUGCGCUUACGCGGGCUCCCCCGCCGCCGAGGUCACCGUGCGGGCGCGCUGGUGGGUGCAGUGCAUCGCCCGCAGCCGCGACUGCCACUGCCGCCUCGUCGUGCCCAUGGGCGAUCAGGGUUCAAUUCUAGGAGCUGAGGUUACUGUUGGGAAGCGAUCAUACAAAACUCAUGUAAUUGAGGUAGAGGAUCAAGGUUCAGUGAAUAUUGCUAAAACUGAGAGUGGGGGUCUUUUAAAGAGCCAAUUCUUUUCCUUGACAAUACCUCAGGUUGGAGGAGGAGAAGACAUUUUUGCCACAAUUAGAUGGACACAAAAGUUACUAUAUGAUAAUGGACAGUUUUCUGUUGAUAUUCCUUUUCGAUUUCCACAAUAUGUGAACCCUUUGCCAAAAGUAUUUAUGAAAAAGGAAAAAAUUCAGUUAACUCUGAAUAGUGGUGUGAGUAAGGAGGUUUUAUUGAAGGGAUCAAGUCAUCCAUUGAAGGAAAGAAGUAGGCAAGGUGAGAAAUUGUCUUUCUUCCAUGAAGCAGUUGUUGAGAACUGGUCAAACAAAGAUUUUACCUUUUCAUAUAGUGUAUACUCAGGUGAUUUGUCUGGCGGAAUGCUUGUCCAACCUUCAACAUUGCGUGAUUAUGAUGAUAGAGACAUGUUUUUCAUUUUUCUUUUACCAGGAAAUAACCAAAAAAGAAAGAUCUUCAGAAGGGCAGCUGUUUUUAUCAUUGAUACAAGUGGAAGCAUGGAAGGAAAGCCUCUUCAGAGUGUUAAGAAUGCCAUGUACACUGCUCUUUCUGAGCUUGUGCAUGGAGAUUACUUCAACAUAAUAACAUUUAAUGAUGAGCUUCAUUCGUUCUCAUCAUGUUUGGAGCAAGUGAGUGACAAAACAAUAGAAAAUGCAAAGGGGUGGAUGGACUCAAACUUCAUUGCUGAGGGUGGCACUGAUAUCAUGCAUCCAUUGAGUGAGGCAAUAGCUUUGCUGUCAAGCUCCAAUGAUGCUCUUCCACAAAUCUUUCUUGUGACUGAUGGAUCAGUUGAGGAUGAAAGGAAUAUUUGCCUCACUGUGAAAGAACAGCUCGCAACUAGAGGAUCUAAGUCUCCUCGGGUUUCUACUUUUGGACUAGGUUCGUAUUGCAAUCACUAUUUCUUGAGGAUGUUGGCAUCUAUUGGCAGGGGGCAUUAUGAUGCUGCAUUUGAUACAGGGUCAAUCGAGGGUCGGAUGCUUCAGUGGUUCCAGAAAGCUUCAAACACAACAGUGACAAAUAUUUCCAUUGAUGCUACAAAGUAUAUUCAAGAAUUUGAAGUGGAUUCUGAAUGUAUUCAAGAUAUUUCUGCAAAUUACCCAGUAUGUGUGUCUGGAAGAUACCAAGGCAAGCUUCCAGAGGUUCUUAUUGCCAAGGGUUACUUGGCUGACAGGAGUGAAAUAUCUAUUGAAUUGAGGGUCCAGCAUAUAAAGGAUAUUCCUCUUGACAAAGUGUUAGCAAAGCAGCAGAUGGAUCUUCUCACAGCAAAAGCAUGGCUUUAUGAAAACGAUCAACUAAAGAGAAAGGUGGCGAAACUGAGCAUACAAAACAGCAUUCCUUCUGAGUACACACACACUGUCCUACUUCAAACCAUCCUGGAGAAAAUAGAUCAAGCACAACAGGGAAAGCAAAAGCCAAAGAAAAAUACCAGCCCAAACGAGCAAUUAGCGACAUCACUCAACGGAUUGUCGCUGGGGUUCGGUGACGUAGCGGCAACAAGGGAGAACCUUUCCGCUGGAUUCGGGGACACAAAACCACCCGAGAGGUUCGAGAUGUUCGAGAAGGCCGUGGGCUGCUGCAGCCGCCUCGCGGACUGCUGCUGCUGCAUGUGCUUCAUCAACGCGUGCAGCAAGAUGAACGACCGGUGCGCCAUUGCCCUGGCGCAGUUCUGCGGUGCUCUCUCCUGCCUGGCAUGCGUCGAGUGCUGCUCUCUCUGCUGCGGUGGCUCUGAUUGACAGCAUCAAAUGGUGAACUGUGCAUAUAGAACCACUGUAUAGGAUUGGGCAUCACAUAUAUUUGUACAAUAUUUGAUCAAGAAAGACAUUUCCCUAUGUUGAUGUUUGAUCUUGUGUAUCAAAGUUGGAAAUUGUAUGGUCACUGUCGAUGUAGCGGUAACCUGGUUGCAGCAAAAUGUAUAUUUAUCC